Molecule: messenger RNA, 3879 nt
Organism: Prinia subflava (tawny-flanked prinia)
Lineage: Eukaryota; Metazoa; Chordata; Aves; Passeriformes; Cisticolidae
Gene: DNAJC16
Product: DnaJ heat shock protein family (Hsp40) member C16
Exons: 14
Coding region: 16-2436 (806 amino acids)
Source: RefSeq, a predicted model, not a curated record
CGCCGCGGUGUCUCCAUGGGGACGCGGGCGGGCGCGCCGGAAGCGGCGGCGCUGGGUGCGGAGGGCGGCCCGUGCGCUCCCUCCGCCCGCGGGCCCCGCCGGACCAUGGAGCCGGGCCGGGCCGCCUGCCUGCUGCUCCUGCUGCUGCUGCCCGCGCUGGCAGCGGCCGCGCCGGGAGAAUUCGACCCGUACCGCGUGCUGGGGGUCGGCCGGAGCUCCAGCCAGGCCGACAUCAAGAAGGCCUACAAGCGGCUCGCCCGGGAAUGGCACCCUGACAAAAACAAGGACCCAGGAGCAGAGGACAAGUUCAUCCAGAUUAGCAAGGCCUAUGAGAUUCUCUCCAACGAGGAAAAGAGGGCAAACUUUGAUCGCUACGGAGAUGCUGGGGAGAGCCAGGGCUUCUCUCAGCAGCAGCAUCGGCAGUUCCACCGUUUCCACGACGGCUUCUAUUUCGACGAGUCCUUCUUCCAUUUCCCUUUCAAUUCCGAGAGGCGCGACACCUCCGAUGAGAAGUAUUUGCUCCACUUUUCCCACUACAUCAAUGAAAUCGUGCCGGAUAGUUUCAAGAAACCUUACCUCAUUAAAAUCACCUCAGACUGGUGCUUCAGCUGCAUCCACAUCGAGCCCGUGUGGAAGGAAGUUGCUCAGGAAUUGGAGGCGCUGGGAGCAGGAAUCGGCGUCGUUCACGCGGGCUACGAACGGCGCCUCGCCCAUCAUCUGGGUGCCCACAGCACCCCGACCCUGCUGGGGCUCAUUAAUGGGAAAAUCACCUUCUUCCACAACGCUGUCGUUCGGGAGAACCUGCGCCAGUUCGUGGAGAACCUUCUCCCAGGGAAUCUUGUUGAAAAGAUUACAGAUAAAAACUACAUCCGCUUUCUGUCUGACUGGAGGAAGGACAACAAGCCCCACGUGCUGCUGUUUGAUCACAUGCCAGUUGUGCCGUUGUUGUACAAGCUGACGGCCUUUGCCUACCGGGAUCACCUGUCCUUUGGCUACGUGUACGUGGGGCUGCGGGGCACCGAGGAGUUGUCCAGCCAGUACAACAUCAACGUCUACACUCCCACCAUGAUGGUGUUCAAGGAGCACAUCGACCGGCCCGCCGACGUCGUGCAGGCACGAGAAAUGAAGAAGCAGCUCAUUGAUGACUUCCUUUCCCAGAAUAAGUUCCUCAUGGUGGCCAGGCUCACCAGCCAGAGGCUGUUCCAGGAGCUGUGUCCUGUGAAGAAGUCUCACCGUCAGCGGAAGCACUGCGUGGUCUUGCUUACCGGGGAAGGAGAGAAGUUUGCUGAGGCUUAUGAGGCCUUUUUGACUUUUGCUGUGGCCAACACAAAAGACACGCUGAAGUUUGUGCACAUCUACAGCGAUCGGCAGCCGGAAUUUGCAGACGCCUUGCUGAUGGACGACGAGAAGUAUCAUGGAAAAUCAGCUGUGGUCAUUCUGGAGAGACGCAAUAAUGCAGGGAAGAUCGCCUAUAAAGCCUUGGAGGAGGCCUGGCAAGGCAGCAAAGAGGACAACUUCAUCCUCCUGGAUCUCCUGGACCAGCUGAGGACAGACCCCGGCCUCCUCUCCUCAGAGACCGUUGUGGCAGACCUGAAUGACGAGCUCGCUCCUAUGUUCCUUAUCCGAUGGUUCUACUCCACACUGGACUACAUCUCAGACUGCUGGGACAGUUUGUUUCACAGCAACUGGCGAGAAAUGAUGCCACUCCUGUCCUUGCUCUUCUCCGCGCUCUUCAUUCUCUUUGGCACCGUUAUUGUUCAGGCUUUCAGUGAUUCGAGUGACACAAGGGACGCUCCACCCUCGGGGAAAGAAGAAACAACUGCAAAGACGGAGAAGAACGACGCGAGCUUCAGCAAAGAGAGUAACAGCAGGAUUCCCAAAAAGGGCUUUGUUGAGGUGACUGAGCUGACAGACAUCAACUACACCAGCAACUUGGUGCGCCUGAGGCCAGGGCACAUGAACGUCGUCUUGAUCCUGUCCAACUCCACUAAAACCCCCCUGCUCCAGAAGUUUGCCUUGGAAGUCUACACGUUCACAGGGAGCAGCUCUCUUCACUUCUCCUUCCUCAGCCUGGACAAGCACCGAGAGUGGUUGGAGUAUCUGCUGGAGUUUGCACAGGAUGCAGCCCCCAUCCCAAACCAGUAUGACAAGCAUUUCCUCGAGCGUGACUACACAGGCUAUGUCCUGGCUCUGAACGGCCACAAGAAAUACUUCUGCCUCUUUAAGCCUCACAGAUCAGGGGAUGAGGGGGGAACCCUGGGAUCGUGCGAGGAUUACAAUGCUUUACAACAUGUGGAAGCCAGAGGGAAAUCCUCCUGCAGCCCGGGAUCUAGAUCCAUUAAAAACAAAUUACACAAAUUGUCCUUCUGGAUGGAACGCCUUCUAGAGGGUUCCUUACAGAGGUUCUAUAUCCCCUCCUGGCCCACACUAGACUGAGGGAUUUUACAGAGAUUCUAAGGGGACAAACUUUUUAUGAAGAUGACAAGGGACAGCUCUUUCCAGGAAUACUCAAACAAGCGUGAUGAAUGGACCUUAGGUUUUAGAUGAACUCUCCUGGAGCCGGCAACCAGAACGCACCUCCCGCGUCCGGAGCGCAACCGAGCGCAUCCGUGCGCCCUCCACCGCCCCGCCGUGCGUUCAGACGCCGUACAACAGAAGAGCCAAGAAAUCUGUCUUGCCCCUCUCGUCCUGCCACAUCUGCUUCCCGAGUCUCCCCCAUCCUACCUCUUGUUUUACCUCGGUUGAAGAAAUCCGUGACUCCCCAGGCGCGGUCAGUGACGUGGGCUGGGUCGCGGUUCUCCCUCCCCGUCCCCGUGUGCUUAGCCCAUGGUGCAUGGUGUAACUCUGGCAAGACCCUGCAGACUCUCCAGGCCCUGCCCUUGUGAAAGGCCUCCUCCCGCCAGGCAGUCGUACUCUCUCGGCUUUCCCCAUGGUAAGUGAUGCAGAAUCUGGCCAGGAGCAUCUCCCUCGUAGCAAACCUUAGCUGGGACUCCCCUGUGGUGCGGGCUCGUGGGCGAUCUGCAUGUUUCAUGCUCCUGUGUCAUGGUUCCACCUGCAGCUUCACUGGCUGAACCAUAACAGGGAGGGAAAGGGCAAGGCCGUAAAAUACUGUCAAAGUGUUGAGCCAUUUAAAUGUCACGUCGAUUUUUCAGAUGCCUUUUCUGCUUCUGUUGAUUUUAGAUGAUGUAUCCUAGAGCCAUAACUUUACCUGCGUCCUCAGAUUGUAGGCGUGAGCUGCUAUGAGCCAGUAGAUGUGUAAAAAAAUCUACGUAGCUGCCAGGGAGUCACCUGGGCUCCUUGCAAACACUUUUCCAGCUGUAGUACAAACCAACCUUCCUUUGUAUCCAGGAACCUCAUCCUUCAAUGAUUGUAUUCUUGAAAUGUUGCCCCAGAAGUGCUGUAUCAUCAGACUGUUGCGUGCGUGUGAAGCUCCUUUGGUUUAGUCUGGGGGUUGAGACAUUGGGUUUCAGCCUCUCACCCGUUUCUUUCUUGCCCCAACCUCCAUUUCUCCACACUCAGGCUGCUUCCGUGGCUUUGUGUUUGUUUGCUUGGGUAUUUCUUUGGUCUUUUGGAAGUGCUGGGGGUGUGGGAGGUUAGAGCAGCUGCACAGCCCUGGGUUUGGACGAUGCUUUGCUGUAGCAGUGCCUCAACAGCCGCUUCCAACACCCCAGGGAAAAGGUGGCCCUGGGUAGGGCAGAGGGAGGACAAGCAGCAGCCUCGUGGAUCUUAACACUCCUCAAGUGACCGAGUGAGGCAGCAGGGCUUCUCUUUGUGGCCAGGACUGAAAUCCUGUGAGGUUUGUUCUUCCUUUUCACUGCUCCAGGGCUGACACUGGCACCCAGGCCUGCUCCUUCCGUGGAUCUGCAGCCCUGUGGCACC